Gasterosteus aculeatus aculeatus (three-spined stickleback) is the source of this 3344-nucleotide messenger RNA. The record is from RefSeq and is a predicted model, not a curated record. NCBI's taxonomy places the organism in Eukaryota, Metazoa, Chordata, Actinopteri, Perciformes, Gasterosteidae.
GAAAGCUGCAUGUUUAAGAGAUUUUAAUGAGAAACUCUGACCAUAGCUUUUUCUGUAGCAGGUCAGUGUGCACAAGAUGGCAAUCUAGCCAGUUAAAAACAAGCCCCCUUUGUGGAACUAAAAAUUCCACAUGCAGGACCUCACACACCCACUAAUCUGUCACCGUGUUACAACCCUCUGUUUGACUUCCCUGUAAGAGGCAGUCAGCUAUAGAGGCCUUGGUAUAUAUGGAAUACUUUGCAUUGUAUGGUUUUGAGCUUUUUUUUCUGCCCUAAGUGACCGAAAUGGCGGAAAAAAAAAGAGGAAGGACUGAGCAGUGAGGGGUUAUUUUGCACAUCGCGGUUUUGACUUCAGUUUUCUGUCGUCUGCUCUGUCACUAAGGAACAUUUCAGCCAUGGAGUUCAUCCAACAGAGAAACCUUCACUAUUGGGUCAUUGUGUAUUUUCUCUUGACCAUACCUUCACCUGCUGCAGAUGCUCAGAUCAGAUUAGUUGGGACUGGGUCUACUCGUUGCUCUGGAAGGGUGGAAAUCUAUUACAACAGUUCCUGGGGAACAGUGUGUGAUGACAGCUGGGACUCAAAGGAUGCUGAUGUAGUGUGCAGACAGUUGGACUGUGGUACGGCACUGAGUGCUCCUGAAGAGGCCCACUUUGGUGGAGGAACCGGAUCAAUCUGGCUCGAUGAUGUGAGCUGUUCAGGAACUGAGAGGAAUCUAACGGAGUGUACGCACGGAGGAUUUGGAACACACAACUGUGAACACGAUGAGGACGCCGGCGUUAUCUGUUCAGAUGGUCAGAUCAGAUUAGUUGGGAACGAAUCUACUCGUUGCUCUGGAACGGUGGAAAUCUAUUACAACAGUGCUUGGGGAACAGUGUGUGAUGACAGCUGGGACUCACAGGAUGCUGAUGUAGUGUGCAGACAGUUGGACUGUGGUACGGCACUGAGUGCUCCUAAAGAGGCCCACUUUGGUGGAGGAACCGGAAUAAUCUGGCUCGAUGAUGUGAGCUGCUCAGGAACUGAAAGGGAUCUAACGGAGUGUAAGCACGGAGGAUUUGGAACACACAACUGUAAACGCAAUGAGGACGCCGGCGUUGUCUGUUCAGCGAGCCUCCCAAGACUCUCUGUUACUGGUAAGAAACAUUGAUGAAUAAAUAGAAUAAUAUGACAAAACAAAUAAAAAAGGUAGGUCAUCCUCAAAUUACAAUUAGGUUUACUGUAAUAUUGUACUUUUGGUAAUUUAUUAAUAACUUGAAAGAAAUUGCGUGCAAUAGUCGACUUUCCCUUUUCUUGUCCGCGCACUUUAAGCCUUUAAUUUUCUCAAAAUUUCUUAUAAAUUUCUUACAAUCCGGAGCGCCUUAUAUAUGGAUCAAUUGGUUGAUCCACACUGGAUGUACACGGCGCUCAAGGCGCUCUGUCAAAAUGUUUCAGUAUGAAAAACCAAUAAUAAUAAAUAUGUUUCGGUACGACUGGUAAACUACAAAGCCGCACCGCUUGCAGCAUUACGGCUACCAGUCAGUAACCACCAAUACUGUGCUGACUUACAGUUACGGUGACCAGACGUCCUCUUUUCCCCGGACAUGUCCUCUUUUUGAGACCUAAAAAAUGCGCCCGGCAGGGAUUCCAAAAACGUCCGGGAUUUUGCUUCGUCGGAUACUUGUGUUUCUCUAGGUCAGGGGUGCCCAACCUUUUUUGACCCAAGAUCUUCUCUUUAAGUAGCCAACCUCCCGAGAUCACCAGUCCAGUGUCAACAUCGCAAACCCACGCACAUCGUUUCCAGCCUGCCAUACUAACCUCACAACACUUUUUCUUGUUGUCACACAACUACUAGACAUCACAACACAAACCCUCCCUCUCUCAAACACACACACACACACAUACACAGACAAAUUCCUCACACAGUUGCCAGUUUGCAUAAUGCGCUGUAGCACAAACUAGAUACAAAACAGGUGGAUAUCAGAGUUUGAAAAAAGGAAAUCACUUUCUACCUUAGUGGGAACCCUGGCACUGGGAGGAGGAGGCUAGCUUCUCGUAGUCAGGAGUGUAGGAGCUGGUUGCAAGGCGUAGGCAGGCUGCAAGGUGGUCAUCAGUCAUUGUUGAUCUGUACUUGGAUUUUCAUGUGCGAGAAAGCAGACUCGCACAAAUAAGUUGAUCCAAAAAGAGCUGUCAGGUUCAAGGCACAUCUUCUGAGAUUGGGAUACUUGUCCUCCACCAGUAGUUUCCAGAAAACACUACAUGCUCUCCAGGUUGAGCAGAUUUGACUUUGGCGGCAAUGUCACCAACAUCAAUACUUGCACCAAAUGGAUAACACAUAUAGCUGGCUACAGGCUCCAUGGAUGCAAAGUCAGUAAAACGCCUCUCAAACUCUGACAAGAUGCUCUGAACAUGCUCCUCAUAACGUGCACUGUCAAGCUCUGUCACACCUUUACCUUGACGUUGUAGUUCUGCGUGCAUGUGAGAGAAGUUGCGCAGGUUACCACGCUGCAGCCUACUUGACAUCAGCUGUAGCUUGCUUUUAAACAUGCUUUUAAGCCACUGGUGGUCCUCUAGCUUUGUAUGGUAAUCCACAUGUUUUGAAAGCUUCAGGAAGUCCUUGAUUUCAGGCAAUAGCUCCGUGAAUCUGGCCAAAAAUGUACCUCUGCUUAACCACCUAACAUCCGUGUGAAGCGGCAGGUCUGUGUGCUCAGCAUCAUUCUCCUCCAAGUGAGCACGGAAAAGCCUUCUCUGCAGACUCCUGGCCCGAACCGAACACACAAUCUUCAUCGCAAUAUCCAUCACUUCUUUCAUAUUUAAAAUCUUUCCACACAAUUCUUGCUGGUGAAUUAUACAAUGAUAAUUCAGGAUAUCCGGGAGAGAUUCACUUUCUUUGCACAGUGCAACGAACCCACUGGUGCGGCCCAUCAUAGCAGGCGCCCCAUCAGUUGUGAUGGAGAUCAGCUUGAAGAGCGGCAGUUUUGUCUCGCUAACAAAUCCCAUGAAAGCAUUAAAAAUAUCCUCACCUCUGGUGUGUCCUUUUAAUGGCAUAACCGUAACCGUAGGUUAAACGUGACCUACGGUCUACCUUUUUUCUUUUUCAUACUUUUUAUGGACGUGUUUAACAGACUGAUAGGGUGCGCAGCCAAGGACUCAUGAUAGGCUGUAGUGUAAAUUUAAUAUAAAAUAUGACACACACGCAACAAAAAACUGCUUUUCCUACACCCCUCGGGGUCGACUUGUCCGAGGAAAAGAGGACGUCUGGUCACCCUAACUGUAAGUAAGCACAGUAUCGGUGGUUACUAGGGGUGUAACGAUUCGAUUCGAAUCGCGAUUCAUGGUUGCCGAUUCGAUUCAUGGACGAUCUGGGUUAA